Messenger RNA from Rotaria sordida, 315 nucleotides. Lineage: Eukaryota; Metazoa; Rotifera; Eurotatoria; Philodinida; Philodinidae. The record is from the annotation of a GenBank genome assembly.
AUGACUAAUGGAAUUAGUCUAGAUCCAUAUUUUGAUGAUGAAGAUAAAUUUAUCGACAAUUUAUUACCACCAUGUGAUCCAACAACUGAUUUAUUUAGUUACCUUUUUUCUUCGCUUUCUCAAUCGUGUAUUUUGUGUUCAAGAGUAGAAGCAGAGACUAUUUUAAAGACAACGGUUGAUGUUCAAUCUGGCAAUUUUAUAGUUCCAAAAACAUUUUCUUCAUUCCUUGAAUAUUAUUUAACAAAUCCAAUUAAAUUUCAAGAUGAUAGUGAUACAAAAUAUUCAAUUAUUUUACAAUUAUAUUCAAAUUGUUGA